Molecule: messenger RNA, 1938 nt
Organism: Odocoileus virginianus texanus
Lineage: Eukaryota; Metazoa; Chordata; Mammalia; Artiodactyla; Cervidae
Gene: SHISA8
Product: shisa family member 8
Biological process (GO): regulation of AMPA receptor activity; regulation of short-term neuronal synaptic plasticity
Cellular component (GO): postsynaptic density; postsynaptic membrane; AMPA glutamate receptor complex
Source: RefSeq, a predicted model, not a curated record
AUGGCCCUGCCUCAAGCCACACUUGUGUCUGGAUCGGAACUGGCGGAGGGCACGGGGAGGAUGGGGUACAACAGCGACCCGCCAGGGCUGCCCGGUUCCUUCAGUCCCCGCACCUGUAAACACAAGCGCUCCCGCGGCGGGCCUAGAGUCCGAAGAAACAGUACCGAGAGCCUUGAGCUGAGUGCCCUGGAGCGCCCGUUUCGAGGACCGCUCGCGGCGGGCCUUCGGGGAGGGUCUCGGUGGGGCGCUCCGCCGGCCCGGGACCCGCACACCCGCCGGACGGGACCGCGCGCAGGCGAGGACCCGCCGCCCGGCCCGGGGUGGGGGCAGUCCCAGGGCGCCGACUGGCCGGCUCGGGUCCGAGGUGAGCCUCCGAAGAGUACGCGCCCACCGGAGACGCGGCCCCGCGAGGCCCAGACCGAACCCCGCCCCAGGACCUGGGGUCCUCGCGGGAGGCUGACGACACAGACGGUGUCCUCCAGGAGCCAGCGGCAGGGCGGCGAGGCGGGUGCGAUCCCAGCGGGCGCGGACCAGCGGGCCCGGAGCGCGGCGGGACGGAGCCGCGGCGCGCCGUCGGCUCCGGGCACAGCGGCCCCAGCCGGGGGCGACCGCUGCCGCGGCUACUACGACGUGAUGGGCCAGUGGGACCCGCCCUUCAACUGCAGCUCGGGCGCCUACAACUUCUGCUGCGGCACGUGCGGCUACCGCUUCUGCUGCCACGACGGGCCGCGGCGCCUGGACCAGAGCCGCUGCUCCAACUACGACACGCCUGCCUGGGUGCAGACUGGCCGGCCGCCCGCGCGCGCCCGCGACGCCGCCGCGCCCCGGGACCCGAGCCGCGAACGCAGCCACACGGCCGUCUACGCGGUGUGCGGCGUCGCCGCGCUGCUGGUGCUAGCGGGCAUCGGGGCGCGCCUGGGCCUGGAGAGGGCGCACAGCCCCCGCGCGCGGCGCACCGUGACCAGGACACUGACAGAACUCCUGAAGCAGCCCGGCCCCCAGGAGCCACUGCCUCCACCUCUGGGCCCACCUCUGGGUAGCUGUGUCCAGGUGCAGAUGGGUGAUGGCCUUCCCCGGGGCUCCCCCCACAACAGCACAGAUAAGAAACGCCCCAACAACGUGCCCCUGGGUUCGGUGACUGCGGGGCCCCCACGCGCACCCCGGCUGCAGGGCGGCGGCAACUUGACGCUGCAGCCCGACUUCGCCAAGUACGCCACCCUCAAGGCAGCCGCGCUCAAGGCCGCAGAGGCCUCCGCGCCAGACUUCUACCAGCGUUUUCCCGCCACGGAACCCGCCCCGCUGACCCUCCCGGUGCGAGCCCGGAGGCCUCCCGAGGACUUGCCUGAGCUGCUCGACGCCUGCCCCUGGGCCCCCCCGGGCUACGCGCCCCCUGCCGGCUCCACCCCAUCGGGCCACUACAAGGCCUGGACCGCCGGCCGCCCCGUCCGGGCAGCUACCCGCGGCCACCUGGCGGUUCAUGCUUCCCCCGCGCCGCGACGGCCGGGCCACGCGCCCCGGAGCCAGUUCAGCGUGGAGAAGCUGCCCGAGGCCUUCAGCCCGCAGGCCCCUGGCCUUUACGGCAGCGCGGUCCGCGGACCCCGGCACCUGAGCACCAACAGCAAAGCUGAGGUCACCGUGUGAAGAAGGGGCUGCCGAUUCUCUCGGAGGCGUUGCAGCGCCGGGAGCCCUCUUCUGCCUGGGAGACUUGCCACGGGCCUGAUCGGGUGGGCCCAGUCCGUAGAAGGAAGGGUGCCAGCCUUGAAGUCCAGCCCUUCUGCCUGCCCAGACUGAACCAGGAGAAGCCUUGGAGUCUUGCAGGGCUGAGGUCCACUGGGUAAGGCCAGUGGUUCUGUCCUGGGGGCUCCUUGUGUAAGUAAACCCUUUUCUGUGACUCCCAUCCCUGAGAAUAAAGGGGCCCCAGCUUGGCUCUGAGAGGCA